GAGGAUCUGGGAGUAGUAACAUGGAGAGCCAGGCAAGGUGCAUCACCCCCUUCCCAAAUUUCUUAGCACCAGAUGUGAAAGUGAAAGAGGAGAUGCAAAAAUAGGCCAGCGUCCUGAGUUAAGGUGAAAGCGAAAGCGGUUGCAGGAUACGUGGAGCCCUGAAGAAAACAGGCUUCCGCCUUUCUUGCUCCCUGCUGGUCCCACUCUUCUAACCACCGACUGCCAAUCCACGGACGGCCCCGACAGCCCCGAGAUGCUGCAAACAGCACUCGAGCCCCGAGGGGGCUUCUCCUUCGAUAACUGCCUGAGAAACGCAUCUUUGGAACGCGCCCUCCCAGGACUCCGGGUCCCUCAUGCACGCAAGACCGGGACCACCAUCGCAGGCCUUGUGUUCCGAGACGGAGUCAUCCUGGGCGCGGAUACGCGGGCAACUAACGAUUCGGUCGUGGCGGACAAGAACUGCGAGAAGAUCCACUUCAUCGCGCCGAAAAUCUACUGCUGUGGUGCUGGAGUAGCCGCUGACGCCGAGAUGACCACUCGGAUGGCGGCGUCCAACAUGGAGCUACACGCACUGUCCACGGGCCGAGAGCCCCGCGUGGCCACGGUCACGCGCAUUCUGCGCCAGACGCUCUUCCGGUACCAGGGCCACGUUGGUGCAUCGCUGGUCGUGGGCGGCUUAGACGUGACAGGACCGCAGCUCUACAGCGUGCACCCCCAUGGUUCAUACAGCCGUCUGCCCUUCACGGCCCUGGGCUCCGGCCAGGACGCAGCUCUGGCGGUGCUGGAGGACCGGUUCCAGCCGAACAUGACGCUGGAGGCCGCGCAGGGGCUGCUGGUGGAAGCCAUCACUGCAGGAAUCCUGGGUGAUCUGGGCUCCGGGGGCAAUGUGGAUGCAUGUGUGAUCACGGAGACUGGUGCCAAGAUGCUGCGAACACUGAGCUCGCCCACAAAGCCCAUAAAAAGGCCUGGCCAGUACCUGUUUGCCCCUGGGACCACAGCUGUCCUGUCCCAGACAGUGACGCCACUGCCACUGGAGCUGGUGGAGGAAACCGUGCAGACCAUGGAAGUGGAGUGAAGCAGGCUGAGGCUUCAAGCUUGGAACAAGGGGAAUAAACACAGAAAAUACAAACAGCUGAA
This is a messenger RNA of Phyllostomus hastatus (greater spear-nosed bat), 1137 nucleotides long. RefSeq names its product proteasome 20S subunit beta 10 (gene PSMB10). Bases 254 to 1075 code for a protein of 273 amino acids. NCBI's taxonomy places the organism in Eukaryota, Metazoa, Chordata, Mammalia, Chiroptera, Phyllostomidae. Gene Ontology annotation, molecular function: threonine-type endopeptidase activity. The transcript has 8 exons. The record is from RefSeq and is a predicted model, not a curated record. Gene Ontology annotation, cellular component: proteasome core complex.